CGGGCUGGGGGAACGGAGCGCGGCGGCAGCGGUGGCAUCGGUAGCGGCAGCUGCAACGCCAGAGAACAGAGAACAGAGCCGUCUGGCCAAGCUCCGUCGAGCCGGGGCGCGCGGCUGCGACAGGUGGUCGUCUUGCUUUAGGACGGCUACUAAAGGAUCCGACCUCUCCGUCACCAAGCCGAGAGGACCACAACUCGGGCUGCCUGAGCUGCGUCACCCAAGCGAUGUAAACAAGCGCCAAGGGUUCCGCUCUCCUGGCUUUUGGUCCUUCGAGGAUCGGCCGGCUCCGCAGGCGGCUGCAGCUGGCAGGAUUGUCCUGGACGCCACCGUCCAGUAGAAGCCGAGCGAGAUUCCACGAGGGAUAGAAGAAACCCACUUGAGGAUGACACCUGGCGGGAACUGGGUUUGACCGAUCUGAAGACGGGAGGGUCCGGAGAUAUCCGGAUUUAUUCCAGGAGCGAGAGAGGAGCAGAAGGGAUUGGUCGGAAGCCAAGAGAGGCGGGGAAGGGAGGCGGAGAGACAGAGACCGGGAACGAUCCCUAAGCAUCCCGCUUCUGGCAGGAGACCCAGCCGAUUCGAGAUCUGAAGUUUGGGAGCGAAGCCGAGAAGGGCGAGGCGCAAUCCCGUCUCCGAGGCGAGUCUUCAAUCCCGCCGCUAGGAUGAUCUCCUAAUCGGAGAAAUCCCAAAUGUCUUCGGGAAGACAAGCCUAAUCUGUGGCUUCGUUGGGAGGGCGCCUAAAAAGACUCCAGGUGCGUCGACUGCCUUUGCUCCUUCAAAGGCAGUCGGGACAAUCUCCUUCGGGAGAAGGCAGCCUACGACGCGCUAGAAACCCAGAGGAGGAGCAUAGUCCACUGACAAAACCACCCUGGACAGCGAAAUCAGUUCCCCAGGACUAUGGCAAACGGAAACCUUGCCCACUAAUCCAGCUGACCUCUUAAUCCGUCCUCUCUUGGCCGGCACUGUGACAUUUCAGAGAGGGUUUGCAGCUCCAAUUGCCAGCUCUAGCUGUCAGUUGGGAUCCUGGCGGUUCCCACACCCUCCAGCUGUGGGGCAGCCUUGAUGCUUAGAGCAGGGGUGACACUGUCCAGAGAUGCCCUGGGAAGUGGUCAGUUUCCUGCUGGUGCUCCUUCAACAGUCCUGGACUCUGCAGAAAGCAGAAUUAUCUGAAUGCUUUAUGGUGAAUGGAGCUGAUUAUCGGGGACUGCAGAACAGAACUGCUCCUGGAUCCACUGGAAAGCCUUGUCUCUACUGGAACCAGACACGAGAACAUGCCUACAACACGGCCAAAUAUCCCAAUGGCGAGUGGGGGCUGGGCAGCCACAAUUACUGCCGAAAUCCGGAUGGCGAUGUACAGCCCUGGUGCUACAUCUCAGAAAAUGAAGAAGGGAUCUACUGGAAGUAUUGUGACAUCCCAACCUGCCACAUGCCCGGCUAUGUUGGCUGCUUCCUGGACUCUGGCACUCCACCAACACUAAGUGGGAGCAGUGGCACCUCCACCAAGCUCACAGUGCAAGUUUGCCUCAGUUUCUGCCGCAAGCGAGGCUAUAAGUUUGCUGGAGUGGAAGCUGGUUAUGCCUGUUUCUGUGGCCAUGAAGGGGAUAUCCGGCACAGCCAGCAAGUGAGUGCUGUGGAAUGUGAUCAAGUCUGCUUUGGCAAGUCCAGUGAAUUGUGUGGAGGAGAUGGCCGGAUCGGCAUAUACAAUGUCUCCAUGGGGGCCUGUCAGGGGAACUUCAGUGAUCUGUCUGGAGUGAUCUACUCUCCGCAGUUCCCAGAUGACUAUGAGGCCAACAGCAACUGCAGCUGGGUCCUUUAUCCUGCAGGUUAUGAUUCUAUAGAGCUCAGCUUCCAGAUCUUUGAUGUGCGUGAUCCAAACGACCGCCUAGAGGUCCGGGAUGGACACAGCAAUCUUUUACUGGCCCACUUUGAUGGGCGCCGAAGGCCAGCUGCACCUCUGCUGUUCCCCACGGACUGUCUUUCUCUCUCCUUCCAAUCAGACCAGUUUCUGCAAGCCCAAGGCUUUGCCAUCUUAUAUCGAGGAUUGAAAGCUUCAUCGGUCAACUUACGGACCCUUCCAGGAGAUGGAUCCCGUCUGACCCCUACCUCUUCUGAUUGGCUGAACUCAACCUGGACCUACAGUGCCAAUGACUCUGCCAUUGGGGUAGGAGCUUGGGUGAUGUACUCGGCCACAGGCACCUUCAUCUUAGCUAUCAUCAUUGUCUCAUAUCAUUUGCGCAAGAGGUCUUGCCUUUUUGUACAAAAGAAGACGGGGAAUUCUUUAGUCCCAUUCUCCUCCAAAGGGCCACGGAACCGUUGCCAAUGUCUCGGGGGUGAGGCAUGGGCUGUAGCCUACCGACACACCCGUGUGGUAAUCUGCACAACGCGUGGGGCCCCCCACCACCGUCCCCUGCACAAUGGGAGUGGAGUUGCCGGGGGAGACGACGAGACGUCCUCCGACUGCUCAUGCCUGUGCCACAGCUAUGAGAACCUUUCUUCUACCAACCAGUCCUCUCUCAAAUCUCUCAUCUCCACCAUCUGAGGAGCUCAGAUCCUGCAGUUUGUGACUUUUGCUGUCAGACAGUUAAAGUGGAUUUUCCUUUGUUCAUUAGGGACAAAAACACUGGGGCCUUACAGUGUUUAGCCACUCAAGACAAGCGGCUGUGGCUGUAUGACGUAGUGGAAGUCGAGGCUUUUAGUUGAGAAACAAAUUCCAGAAAGCCAAAGGUCACUGGGUAGCAAGGCUCCGUAACAAUAUCCCCCACAUCACAGCUUUCUUUGAGGCAGGAAAAGCCUGAGGGAGUGGAGACGCUCUUGCCAUGUCUCCCUGGGGAAGGCAUGUCAACUUAAUUUAAUCUCAAAGCAGCCUUUAUGGUACUGGGAUUUUAUAAAAAGGUCCUGUUGGACAAAGAGGACUGGUAGAAACUCCCAUCAUGCCAGAAAUAUUCCCCAAUGGCAUUUUGGAGUAAUGUAGGUUUGUGUGACAACACACUUGUUCCUUAUAACCGAUGGAAGGGGGAAAACUUUGGAAGGAAUGGAGGCCUGGGUAUAGUAUGCUUGAUGAAUUUUUGGACACUGACUAGGGAAAACCAGUUCUCAUGUUGUGGUUGUAUCAUCAGUGAGACAUUUAGCUGCAAACAGUCCGAAGACCUCGAGAUCCAUGGAAACAUUAUUUACUUGGCUUCAGGGAAUUUUGUAGACACACCAAAGAAUGAGGAAAAGGAAAACUAGCUGUCCUUUGUUCCACAGAUACAGGAUGGAUUUUGGAACUCGAAGCCUUCAUUAAAUUAUUUUCAUAUUGGCAA
Molecule: messenger RNA, 3299 nt
Organism: Ahaetulla prasina
Lineage: Eukaryota; Metazoa; Chordata; Lepidosauria; Squamata; Colubridae
Gene: KREMEN2
Product: kringle containing transmembrane protein 2
Exons: 8
Coding region: 1091-2536 (481 amino acids)
Biological process (GO): multicellular organism development
Cellular component (GO): plasma membrane
Source: RefSeq, a predicted model, not a curated record